Messenger RNA from Microplitis mediator, 1651 nucleotides. Its product is annotated as neurotrimin-like. Gene Ontology annotation, cellular component: neuron projection. Lineage: Eukaryota; Metazoa; Arthropoda; Insecta; Hymenoptera; Braconidae. The record is from RefSeq and is a predicted model, not a curated record. The coding region runs from base 122 to 1465 and encodes 447 amino acids. The transcript has 11 exons.
AGCUCGAUGCGAAACGAGUUUUUACAACAAUCCGAUGGUUAAAUAAAUUUCGGGCGGUCCAAAAAAAACGACAAAAAAAGUGAAGUAUCCUUGGUGCUGUAUCUAGUUAAAAGUUAAUCAAAUGAAUAAUAAAAUGACUCUGGCCAAACUUUUCCCAGCUCUGUAUUUUGUGAUUCUCAUCGUCCAUGCAGAAGCACUCUCGAUAAGGAAUUUCGAUAUACUGGGAGAAUUAUCAAAACAUCAUCUACUAUUACUUGACUCCACUAUCGAUGACCAUAAAAAUUUUGCAGAUGAUCCUGUUCCUAUGUUUGCUGAGCCAAUACCGAACGUGACUGUUAGUAUUGGUCGAGAUGCGUUAUUGGCGUGCAUAGUGGAUAAUCUAAAGCGUUAUCAGGUGGCGUGGGUUCGAGUUGAUACACAGACGAUACUCUCAAUUCAUGAUAACGUUAUCACUCAAAAUCCGCGAAUAUCAUUGUCAUACAAUGAUCAUCGAUCGUGGUAUCUUCAUAUAAAAAAUGUACAGGAAAUUGAUCGAGGAUGGUAUAUGUGUCAAAUUAAUACUGACCCGAUGAGAAGUCUUCAAGGUUAUCUUCAAGUUGUAGUACCGCCUAAAAUUGUUGCAAAAGAAACAAGUACUGAUAUGGUUGUGAGAGAAGCUUCAAAUGUGACACUAGUAUGCAAAGCAGUUGGAUAUCCCGAACCCUACGUGAUGUGGCGCCGAGAAGACGGCAGAAAUAUAAAUUAUAAUGGCGAAAGUGUGAGCGUCGUAAAUGGUGAGAUCCUUCAUAUUGUAAAAAUCAGUCGAUUACAUAUGGGUGCUUAUUUAUGUGUGGCAAGCAAUGAAGUGCCACCUUCAGUGAGUGCACGCGUGGAUGUUCGAGUGCAAUUUCCGCCAAUGCUGUCAAUACCAAAUCAACUGGAAGGAGCUUAUAUUGGCCAGGAUGUCAUUUUAGAAUGUCAUACAGAAGCUUAUCCUACGUCGAUAAAUUAUUGGACAACAGAGACCGGUGACAUGAUCGUUUCAGGCUAUUACCAUUCGAUUGCAGGUGAAAAAUAUGAAGCGCUUUACACCGACAGCGGUUACAAUAAAUAUAUGAUGCUAAAAAUCCGUAACGUUGGACCCAAUGAUUUUGGAUCGUAUAAAUGCGUGGCGCAAAAUUCACUUGGAGGAACAGACGGAGUUAUAAAACUAGAUGAAAUUCCUGCGCCUUCGACUACCACAACGCAAGCAACGUACUACGUUACAUCUUUAAUAAAAAAGAAUGCAAAAAAUGGAAAUAAAAAAUAUAGACAACGACCCAACGAUUAUGAAGUAGAAGAGUGGCGAGAUACCGAUUACGAACGAGACUACGACUCGACGAAAAAGUCAAAACUCGAUACUGAAGGCAGUGGAUCUAUAAGGUUUUCGGGCCCAUUAAUCACGUGGCUUCUAUCAUCGUCACUACUAGUUACUGCAGGAAGAUGAUAGUUUUCAAAUGAAUGGGGCUUCCAGUCGAUGUUUUCUCCAUAACAAACACCAAUUGUUUGAAUCUGGCCGACGGCCAUUUAAUACAAAACAUUUGUGAACUAAAAUUAUUUUCAUACUGAAAGCAACCAACCGAAGGUGAAUUCACAUAACAAGCAUGUUUGUAUGUAAUUUAAUGUAUUAAAA